AUGGGGAAGAGUUGGCCGAUGUCGCCGAACCCUGAUGAAGGUCCACAAUCUUGGCCAAUCGUCAACAAGGGCUUGCAAGUCAUUGCUCAGAUUUGGGGCGAGGGUCACCAGCAUGGGCAGCCGGGCCAAGGGCCGUCGUUGGCUAGGCUAGGCCAUUGCCACCGGUCGACCGGGGUCGCCAACUUUUGGCUAGGGCCUACUUGUGCUGCUACCAAGAAGAACUUAGAUGGUUACUAUAUUCCGAAGCUGAGCGUAUUCCACCCAACGUUUAUUCAAGAUCCUACAUGGGCGGUUCAAACUUCCAUCUCGUCAAAAGACUUCCGAACUUUCUUUUACAAUCAAACCCUCGAUCAUUUUAAUUACAGGCCGGAAAGUUACACCACUUUCAAACAAAGAUAUAUUAUCAAUUCCAAAUACUGGGGUGGCGCAAAUGCAAGUGCCCCGAUCUUCGCUUUUCUCGGUGAUGAAGAACCCAUUGACAGCGGCACGACCGGUGCUGGGUUCAUGACGGAUAACGCGGCUGAGUUUAAAGCGCUUUUGGUCUAUAUACAUCGUUUUUAUGGUGAAUCAAUUCCAUAUGGGUGGACACUCGAUAAAGCACUAAAAGACGCUAAUACUCGCGGAUAUUUCAGCUCGGCGCAAGCACUUGCCGAUUACGCGGAAAUCCUUUUAUAUUUGAAACAGAAAUUGAAUGCCAAACAUUCUCCGAUAAUUGUCAGUGGAGGAUCAUACGGGGGAAUGCUAGCUGCAUGGCUUCGAUUGAAGUACCCUCAUGUGGCGCUCGGAGCAUUGGCAUCAUCUGCUCCAAUUCUCGCCUUUCCGGACAUCAUGCCUCGGGAUACAUUCUAUUCAGGAGUUGCAAAAGAUUUUUUGUUUUCUUGCCACCAAACCAUUAGAAGAUCCUGGGAGGAAAUUGAUAGAGUCGCUUCUGAGCCUCAUGGUCUCGCAAAAUUGAGCAAAACUUUCAAAACUUGCGGGUGCAUGGAUGAUGGAAUUGGGAUCAUACAUCAAAUUGUAUUUUAG
Messenger RNA from Eucalyptus grandis, 1023 nucleotides. Its product is annotated as lysosomal Pro-X carboxypeptidase-like. Gene Ontology annotation, molecular function: serine-type exopeptidase activity; dipeptidyl-peptidase activity. The coding region runs from base 1 to 1023 and encodes 340 amino acids. Lineage: Eukaryota; Viridiplantae; Streptophyta; Magnoliopsida; Myrtales; Myrtaceae. The transcript is spliced from 5 exons. Gene Ontology annotation, biological process: proteolysis. The record is from RefSeq and is a predicted model, not a curated record.